UUGCUUUUGUGUUGUAUGCUCUUGGUAUCAUAAGAUGUCCAACACUCUUCUGCUGCUGCUUUUGCCAUUUCUGCUAUCAGUUAAUGGCUGUUCCACCACCCCUCACCACACUGGGUGGAGUGCAUUUGGACUUGUUGGCUCGUCCUUCAACUUCCACGCUCAGGCUGGACCACCUUCUCUCCAGCAGCAGUUAAGGUCCAUCCUUAAAGGAUACGCCAAAGGGGUACGUCCAGUACGCAACUGGAGACAAGCCAGUGUGGUGACCCUCGACUUUACUGUGCAGGCCGUCCUGGAUGUGGUGGAAAAGCAGGAGAAGGUGGUUCUGUUCAUUGAGGUCAGGCAGCGCUGGCGUGACGAGUACCUGCACUGGCACCCUGCCCAAUUCCAUGGAGUCCAUAGUUUCUCUGUUCCUGUAGAGAGCAUCUGGGUGCCCGACAUCACCAUCUUUGAGAAGUAA
Erpetoichthys calabaricus (reedfish) is the source of this 457-nucleotide messenger RNA. RefSeq names its product 5-hydroxytryptamine receptor 3A-like. Bases 35 to 457 code for a protein of 140 amino acids. Gene Ontology annotation, cellular component: membrane. Gene Ontology annotation, biological process: monoatomic ion transport. The transcript has 3 exons. Gene Ontology annotation, molecular function: extracellular ligand-gated monoatomic ion channel activity. The record is from RefSeq and is a predicted model, not a curated record. NCBI's taxonomy places the organism in Eukaryota, Metazoa, Chordata, Cladistia, Polypteriformes, Polypteridae.